This is a messenger RNA of Phoenix dactylifera (date palm), 1869 nucleotides long. RefSeq lists its product as uncharacterized. The record is from RefSeq and is a predicted model, not a curated record. Lineage: Eukaryota; Viridiplantae; Streptophyta; Magnoliopsida; Arecales; Arecaceae.
GUGGUUUCCAUUCUCCACCCACUAUCACCGCCUCCUCUUCUUCGCCUCCCUUCUUCUUUUGGUUCCCCAAAAAAUCCGGUCACGAGUUCGGAGCGGCCGCCGGAGCCCAAACUCCACCCGAAAUCUUCCUGGAUAAAUAGAGGAGGAGAAUUAGAGAGAAGGGGAGUCUUUGAGGAGUCCCAGUCCACUGGUUCUUUGGAGGUCCUUGAUCGGUUCUAGGGCUUCUAUCUCGGGAGAUCCACUGUUUCUGAUCUCAUCGAGGAAGCAUUAGGCUUUUGACCACAUGGAGGGAGAAGAGACUAGCCAGGGAGCAUCAAUCAUAGAUUUUGAUCAGAAUAGAUAAGCGAGAAGCAAGAAUCAGCGAGUAGAAAACAUUCACAGCUACAGAUGAUCCUGCGGGUUGUUGAUUUUGUGCUGCAAUGAAGGUUGUGCUCUCUUUUUAAAGAACUAGCAAUUAUGAACCUCUUGAACAAUGUGGAGCAGCUUCCAGUUGCAAGAAUCUGUCUGUCUUUGUGUUUUUAAAGUUGGGAAAGCAUGGCAAAACUUGGAAGCACCAGCCGCAGGGCUUGCAGUGGACUUUUCAGGAAACCAAAUGAGACUAUGAGGCUCAUUAUAACAACGAUUGUAGGAGUUGUUCUUGGCUUUUUCAUUGGAAUUUCCUUUCCUACAGUAAGCAUAACAAAGCUCCACUUUCCUUCUAGCAUUAUUUCAUACAUUGAAGACAGGAACUCAGGUCUUGCGACUCAAGCAUUCUUGAACCAAGCUUUGACAUCUGCAAGAAAUCAGAACAGAAACAAUUCAAAGGAUUUCAAUGAUACUUUAAAGAUUUAUGUUCCGACAAAUCCUCGAGGUGCAGAAAGACUACCACCAGGCAUUGUUGUAUCAGAAUCAGAUUUUUAUCUUCGCAGAUUAUGGGGCAAUCCUGAUGACGACUUAACCAUGAAGCAGAAGUACCUUGUAACAUUCACAGUUGGAUAUGACCAGAAAAAAAAUAUUGAUGCAGCAGUCAAAAAGUUCUCUCAAAAUUUUACAAUCUUACUAUUCCAUUAUGAUGGCCGAACAAGUGAGUGGGAUGAAUUUGAAUGGUCAAAACGGGCUAUUCAUGUGAGUGCCAGGAAGCAGACUAAAUGGUGGUAUGCGAAACGAUUUUUGCACCCUGAUAUUGUGGCUCCAUAUGACUACAUAUUUAUCUGGGAUGAAGACCUCGGAGUAGAGCAUUUUAAUGCAGAAGAGUACAUUAAACUGGUAAAGAAACAUGGCUUGGAAAUUUCACAGCCUGGUUUAGAACCAAAUAGAGGAUUAACCUGGCAAAUGACCAAGAGGAGAGGGGACCGUGAAGUUCACAAAGAAACAGAGGAGAGACCAGGCUGGUGUUCUGACCCUCAUCUUCCACCGUGUGCUGCGUUUGUGGAGAUUAUGGCAACUGUCUUCUCCCGAGAUGCAUGGCGUUGUGUAUGGCAUAUGAUUCAGAAUGACUUGGUCCAUGGAUGGGGUCUCGAUUUUGCUCUCAGAAAAUGUGUGGAGCCAGCUCAUGAGAAAAUUGGAGUGGUAGAUUCUCAGUGGAUCGUUCAUCAAGUGGUUCCUUCACUUGGGAACCAGGGCAUUUCUGAGAAGGGAAAAGCACCAUGGGAAGGGGUGAGGGAGCGAUGCCGAAAAGAGUGGGGGAUAUUCCAAAAUCGAUUGGCAGACGCAGAGAAAAAAUAUUACAAGAAGAGGGGGAUUCCUCCCCCUAACACAACAGCUGUUUAGAUUAGUAUGUUGAUUUUUUGUCACAAAUUUGGAUCAUAGUUAUCUACGGAGAUUGAUAUGUAGAGCAUAGAGGUUUUUAAAUAUUAAUGUUAAUAUUGUUCUUUGUUUUUUUGAGUUUCA